GCAAAAUAUCAUCAAAACACAAAAAUAUAUUUAAAAAAAAAAAAAACUGCAGUGUGUGCGUGCCCAGAGCCCCUCUCUCCAGCCUCCAAACGCAACCACGUGCCCAUCCCCCCCCCCAUCUCUCCCAGCGGGACACCGGACUGAUCACGCGCUCUCCAGGUCACAUGAUCGCCCGCCCAAUCCCAUGGAAUGCUGCCCAAUCGCCGUGGGUGACGUCACUCAUGUAGGCGUGCCCCGGGAAUUCGGUAUAUUUAUAGGCGGCCGCUCGGAUCGAUGCCUGCUAUUCCCGAGUCAGGGUCACAGAGUAAGGUAUGUGUAUACAGCGGGGGUGAUAAAACGGUGGGGGCAGGGAGUCAUUGUGUGCUGAGAGUUUGGGGGCAUGAAGGAAUACAGGGAGUGAGGGGUUUACAGUGCCCGUUACACUCGGUGCUGGGUACAGUGAGACCCGUGUGACUCCAUGCGGUAUGGCAGUGAGUAGAGGGUCCGUGUAUGUUAGUGCAGUGCGGAAUAUUGCUAUAAAUACUGGAACCGCCUCUCCCGGUAAGUGCCCACACUGUACUCUUGCCCUUGAAGUGUUCCAGUGAUGGGCCGUGUACGCUGUGUGUAGUAUAAGCGGUGCUGUUCAUGCUGUGAGGGUUCGAUGUGUAGAAUGUUCGCUAUUUUCCGGCUGUACAGUUUGGUCCCACCUGGUGUUCCUGGGUCUCUUCCUCCCAUCACUGUGGCUAUGAUGGUGAGACCCUCUGUUUACUUGUCUCAUUUCCCCCGAGGCAGUUCCCAUCCAGCUUGUUUUGAUCAGUCUCCUCCCUAUUCUAUCAGCUGCUCCCAGCUAUGACUCUGCAGGAUGCGUGUAUGUAUCAUCAUGCAACACGUUCUUGCAUAACCUCUCUAGUAUUGCAUGGAGCUGUGGAUAACCCGUUAGACACUUUUUUUUCUGUCUCUAGUCUAUUUAUUAGUGUAGAACUGUAUCUUUCAAAUUCUGGCUAAUGUUUUACUUCCAUAGUUUACGUAAUUUUUUUUAAUUUUAUCAAAAUUCACUCCCGGCAGACCUAAAACUAAAAUCCCUAAACUAAUCUUAAAGCCACCAAUGCAUUUAAAGUGUAUCCAUUAGAUGUUUACUUCUCAAAUUACAUUUAAAUAACCUCCUCCUGCUUUAAUUGUGCUGCUGUUGACUAGAGGUGUGAGUUGCAGUUUCUUGGGUUGACAGCUGUUCAGUUCCUUUUUGUGUAUCUGAUCUGUGCCUUUCUUUUGUUAACUGCAAUUGUGGAUUGUCAUUGAAUUCUUUCCUCCUUCCCCCAGCUAAGGAAUCAUGGUGCUGCUUUGGAGUAUUGUUGCAGUUUGCCUAACUGCAGUGUGUGCUGCCCCUUCUAUGGAUCCUGAACUGGAUAGCCACUGGCAGCUGUGGAAAAGCUGGCAUGCCAAAUCUUAUUCAGGGGUAAGUCCUCCCAGAGUUGAAAUUGCACUAAAUGGUUUUGCACAUGUGUACAAUGUAGAAAAUUGGGUUUAAAUUUUGCUAUAAUUUGAAUGUGGUAAGCUAUUACAAUCCAAUGGAGAACCUCUUUAUUUUUUCACCCUCGCUAAUGAAUGUGUAACACCUUUCUAAUAAACUCAUCCAAAUGAGCAUUUGAUUUAACUUGUCUACCUAUUUCAAUGAAGGGUAGAACUGGUGUUGGUAAUUGGCUGCUAAUAGUGGAAGGUUUAACAGUGCUCAACUUAAUGUUACUGUUAUGCACUCUUUACUUUGCAAUGUGUAAUUAAUUAAACUAUCUUGUUCCACAGAAGGAAGAAGGUUGGAGGAGACUAGUAUGGGAAAAGAACCUUAAAAUGAUUGAGAUGCACAACCUUGACCACUCUAUGGGAAAACACUCCUACAGGAUGGGAAUGAACCAGUUUGGAGACAUGGUAAGAACUAAAAAUGUCAGACUGCUAAAACCUCGACUUCACUUUGUUUUAAGGUCUAGCACCAUAGAUUACUGUUUCUUAAAAAUGGUUAAUUGAUCUCUAACUUUUUUUUAAUCUGAAUAGACAACAGAAGAGUUCAGACAGUUGAUGAAUGGAUACAAGCGCACUCCCUCAAAGGCAGUUGGAGCAACAUUCCUAACUCCCUUAAACUUUGAAGCACCCAAGACAGUCGACUGGCGCAAACAUGGAUAUGUAACACCAGUUAAAGAUCAGGUAAUGGCAAUAUUGUAUUUGGUCUCCCUUGUCUCAGUGCUGCGCAGUCACUUAUACAGAUGUAACACUUGCUAAUGUGAACAAGACUGCCUAAACUUUAUUUAAAUCCAGUGAAGGCUGCUCAGUCUGGACAAAACUCCUAGCUAUAUUUGAUGGGCAUGAAAGAGGCUGGCUUUUACGUUAUGUGCUACAGUAAUUAAAUUGUCAGUUGAGAAAUUCUGGAGACGUUCGACCUUACUCCAUAUUGAUACAAAUCUCUGAGACUAGUCAAGGUUAUUGACUCUGAACACUUCUUGCAGCCAUAUAGGAUGGCAUCUUUAAUGGUUUAACAAGGCCUGUAGCUAAAGGUCUUAUGGUGCCCUUUAAUCAUGUAGCACUAGCUUAUGUAACAACAUAAAUAUUAAGUUUGUAUUACAUUCUCCUUACAGGGGCAGUGUGGUUCAUGCUGGGCUUUCAGUGCCACUGGUGCUCUUGAAGGACAGCACUUCCGGAAAACCGGAACCAUGAUUUCUUUGAGUGAACAAAAUCUAGUCGACUGUUCUAGACCCGAAGGCAAUGAAGGCUGUAAUGGUGGGCUAAUGGAUCAAGCUUUCCAAUACAUAUCUGAUAAUAAUGGUAUAGAUUCUGAGGAAUCAUACCCAUACACUGCUAAGGUAAGCCUAUUCAACCUUUCAACUUGUAACCUCUGGCACUGAUGUGUUGACAUUAAAGAGCCUUCAUAACUGUAACGGUAUACUCAAAUGCAGCAUCUAACAAAUAGCCUUAACUUGUCCUCACAGGAUGGCACAGAGUGCAAAUAUGACCCAUCUUUCAACUCUGCAAAUGACACUGGUUUUAUGGAUAUCAAUAAGGGAGACGAGAAGGCACUCAUGAAGGCUCUUGCUUCAGUAGGCCCAAUUUCUGUUGCAAUUGAUGCAGGACAUUCCUCAUUCCAGUUCUACCAAUCUGGUAAGAUCACCAAAGUUGUUUGAGAUGUAUGCAUGCAAUGUUUAUUGAUGGCUGUGUACUUAAAGGCACUUCUCUUACAGGAAUCUAUUAUGAGCCAGAGUGCAAUAGCAGUUCCCUUGAUCACGGUGUUCUUGCUGUUGGCUAUGGAUUUGAAGGAUCAGAUGAAGAUGGCAAAAAAUACUGGAUUGUGAAGAACAGGUAGGCAUGGCAUUCCAUUAUGUUAAAUAAUGGUUCCACAUUGUGAGUUCUUCCAAUUUUUAGUUGCCAGACUUGGAACACUUUCUGGCUGCCCAGACCAUGUGUGGCUGUGAUCUGGCACUAACUAUCAGUACAAUGCACAUGACUACUUUUUAAAAGUAGAUGUUGGAGUAAAAAGUUCUUAAUUUAAAGGGACAUUUUCAACAUAACUAGUGGUGUGGUGCCAGGAGUCACUCUGCAACUCAUGUAACUUGUGAAUUAUUUUUUUUCAUUAAGUUUCACUGUUCUGGCUUUUAUACCUUCAGAUCAGCUUUUUAAAUAUUGUGUAUGAAAUCUCAAUUCUUUUCAGAACUUGAAAAUGUCAUUUCAAAUUAAAUGUUCAAAAUAAACAAUUACAUUUAGGCCUCAAUCAGAUGGCUAAAGUCCUUCCAUACUAAUUUUCAAACUGCUCAUAUACUAUGUUGCCAGGACCCUGUAUUGGUCACCUCUUCUAGCAAGAGUACCCAUCUCAAUGUUAUGACUCGUUAAAUUGAUCUUGGUUGUUUCUCACACCCUAUAUGAUGAAGCCAUAACUUUUUUAGUCCAAUCGAUCUUGUCUCUAGUAGUUGCCACUGAAAACUAACAAUUUACUGUCAAAAUGUUGCAAGUAGAUGUGCAUGAAAUUCCAGUUGCUAAUAUUUUCUUUCCCCCUCAGUUGGAGUGAAAAAUGGGGAAAUGAAGGCUACAUUUGGAUUGCAAAGGAUAGAGACAACCACUGUGGGAUUGCUACAGCUGCUAGUUAUCCUCUAGUCUAAUUUGAAGAUCCCUGUCUAGAAUACACCAGGAUGUGAAUCUUGUUUUAAAGAACUGACCGUUUACUUACUGCUCAAUGACAUAAGUUAUUGUCACAUGUUGGGUUUUGUGUCCCACAUUCAAGUUGGAUUUUAAUUUGUUUACAUUGAUCAUAAUGAACUUGUUUUGUUUGUAAUUCUUUUGUAAUAUUAAACUUGUUAAAUCAACUUUUUUGUUUGGUCUGCAAAGGCAUAAUCAAUACAAACACUAAGUUAGUAUUGAAGCCAUGUACAUGUAGUGAUGUAGCCUAGACCAGUCACAUGGUUAAAGUCUGGCAGGGCAAAAUCUUGCAUGUUUCAUAAAGGCUUUUAGUGUAUUAGACCAACAAUGACUAGUCUUUCUAUAUGGUCUAGCUAGGAGGCACUGCUACAUCACUUGCUUAAAGAUGCCUGUCUGGCUUUCCCAGCAUCUUUGGAUCUGUCACUCAUGCAGUAGUUUUGCAUGAAGUCUAUUUUAGCAAACCUUACUGUUCCAUUCAGAACAUGGAACAAUCACCACCAAGCAUUUGUUGGUGGUCAAGGAAGAUGUGCUUCAGGUAGUACCAGAACCAUUUUACAAUAAAAUAAAAACAGGCUGGCCGAUUUAAAAUCGUGGAAUGCUAGUGGUUUAAAACAGUAUUUCACCAAUAAGUCUUCGAACUUUAACAUCGAAUCCACAUUUCACAAGGCUUUCCCAUCCAUGCACUGAAAAUUUAUAAAAUCUUACUCCUUUUCCUAGUCUCAAAUUGUGCUGCUGUCAUUUUCAAGUGAAUCUAUCUUGGAUGCUUGUCAGAGGAGCCUUGUGCACUGUAGGUGCCUAUGGUUCUGUUGAAGACUCUUUGCAUGAAAUGACUGACGACACUGCCAUUGUGUGGUGUCAUACUAAAUACCAUAAAAGUAAGGAUAACCAGUGGGGCUUCUAAAGACACGUGUCACUCUUCCACUUAUUCUAGUGGCGUGCACAUACUAAUAAAACUAAACUUUAUUUUGGUUCCUGAUACUUUAUGCUGCUAUUCAUCAGCUGUUUCAACACAUUCCUAUCUCCCACCCUGCCUAUAGUUUACAUAUUAAACUUUUUAUAAGAUAUUGGUAAAGGGUUAUUUGUGUUUUGCCUCAUGUGUAUUGUAACAUAAUAUGAUUGGGUAUCAGCAGUAACAGUCCCUGUUCUACCUAGAGGGCUUGGUGCUGUGGUUACAACCCAAAAGGUUUGGAGCAUAGAAAUGAAGGCACUAUAAAAGCUUUAACAAGAAGAUGUUAUAGUGGCUGCAGUGUUCAUUUUAAGUUCUUACCACCUCUAUUAAUUGAACUUUGAAAAUAAAAAAUAGGCCACUAACAGAGCAGGAGGUAAGAACUUCUAAAGCACACUGUGCAAUAACCAGAUUAGAAAUUGGACUUGUAUUUGGGGCUAUGUUAUCCAGUAGGAAGUGUUGGCUUGGGGCUACUGUCAAUAUGUUCUUGGUUUGUUUAUAUUUAAAGCUAUAGAAAGGACAUGCCCACCCUGGCAUCCUCUAUACCAGCAAAGACUAAGCAGCGCAGACAACCGCUAAUGUUGAGUCUGGGUAACAUGCCUUGUGUAGUCGUGUCUUUACACCUCCCUAUGAGCAGAACAUCCAUACAAAGAGUACUAGGGAAUCUGUGGUUUAACUUGAAAGCCUAAUUAUAUUACUAAACGCUAUAAAAUGCCAACCACACACUAGCUAACAUGUUGUGUUUAGUCAGUCAACUGUUUCAUUUGACUUUUCAAUUAACUCAUGUGUAAAGCACUAGUUUAUUUUUCUAUACUUCUCAGUCAGCCAGUACAACCUAUGUUUUAUCAACUGCAGUGUUAUUGCAUCACUGAUUAUCUUGCUCAAGCCUGAUGUGUCUAAUAUAAAACAAAUGUGCAUUCAAUUUCUAUGCAACAACUGUUAUACUUUGUUUCCUCCAAACAUGUUCCUGCCAUUGGGGCACGACAUGAACGAUUAUGUUUAAACUCGUGCACGGAAAAAUAAAGAAUUCAAAAAAGUUAUAGAAAGGGGCUUAAAAAAAACACAAACCUCUCCGCAAAUCAAAUAUGUAAGAGGUGCAAUGUUUAAUAAGAUGCUGUACAAAAUAAGUGUUACCUUUAACACCAUUAACAAACCCAAUAGUGUAGUGCUUCAUAUAAGCAUAUUUCAACAAAUGUAUUUUUCUAAAGUGUUAGUGCAAAAAAAAAGCUUUCUUACUAAGAGCGGAUCAAUAACUGUUUUAGAUGUACUAUAAAAUCCAGUAUAUACAUAGUUAUCACAUAGGAAGGGUUGGUUGCAAGUGCACUCAGUAUUAGACAUGAA
Pelobates cultripes (western spadefoot toad) is the source of this 6436-nucleotide messenger RNA. NCBI's taxonomy places the organism in Eukaryota, Metazoa, Chordata, Amphibia, Anura, Pelobatidae. The record is from the annotation of a GenBank genome assembly.